AUGGUGGCUUUGUCAAUGGUCCUUGUUUUCCUGCUGGCCCUGAGCAGAGGUGAAAGUGAACUGGAUACCAAGAUCUCAUCCCCACAGGAGACCACCGAAUGGGGGGAUCCUGGGCUGUCCCUACCAGGGUCCUGCCAGCCAGCUCCCUCCUGUCAAAAGUGCAUCCUCUCACACCCGAGCUGUGCAUGGUGCAAGCAACUGGGUGGCUGUGACGAUGGUGACUUCACUUUUCCAGGCCCACGCCUCAAAGCUGUCACAGACAAGCAGACUGUCCCAGCUGGGCCCCGAGGCGAGGGGGCCACCCAGCUGGCACCACAGCGGGUCCGGGUCACGCUGCGGCCAGGAGAGCCCCAGAAGCUCCGGGUCCGCUUCCUUCGAGCUGAGGGAUACCCUGUGGACCUGUACUACCUUAUGGACCUGAGCUACUCCAUGAAGGACGACCUGGAGCGCGUGCGCCAGCUUGGGCACGCGCUGCUGGUGAGGUUGCAGGAAGUCACCCACUCCGUGCGCAUUGGCUUUGGUUCCUUCGUGGACAAAAUGGUGCUGCCCUUCGUGAGCACAGUGCCCUCCAAGCUUCGCCACCCCUGCCCCACCCGACUGGAGCGCUGCCAGCCGCCCUUCAGCUUUCACCAUGUGCUACCCCUCACCCAGGAUGCUAAGGCCUUCGAACGGGAGGUGGGACGCCAGAGCGUGUCCGGAAACCUGGACUCGCCUGAAGGUGGCUUUGAUGCCAUUCUGCAGGCUGCCCUCUGCCAGGAGCAGAUUGGCUGGAGAAAUGUGUCCCGGCUACUGGUGUUCACUUCAGAUGACACAUUCCACACAGCUGGGGAUGGCAAGUUGGGUGGCAUUUUCAUGCCCAGCGACGGGCACUGCCACUUGGACAGCAAUGGCCUCUACACUCGCAGCCCAGAGUUUGACUACCCCUCCGUGGGUCAGGUAGCCCAGGCCCUCUCUGCGGCAAACAUCCAGCCCAUCUUUGCUGUCACCGGUGCCACAUUGCCUGUCUACCAGGAGCUGAGUAAGCUGAUUCCCAAGUCUGCAGUGGGGGAGCUGAGUGAGGACUCCAGCAAUGUGGUACAGCUCAUCAUGGAUGCUUAUAAUAGCCUAUCAUCCACUGUGACCCUUGAACAUGAACGCUCUCUACUCCCUCCUGGGGUCCACAUCUCCUACGAUUCUCAGUGUGGAGGUCCUGAGAAGAGACAGGAUGAGGCUGGUGACAGGGGCCAGUGCAACCACGUCCGAAUCAACCAGACAGUGAAUUUUUUGGUUACUCUCCAAGCUACCCACUGCCUCCCAGAGCCCCAUCUGCUGAGGUUCCGAGCCCGAGGCUUCUCAGAGGAGCUGACUGUGGAGUUGCAUACACUGUGUGACUGUAACUGCAGUGACACCCAGUUCCAGGCUCCUCACUGCAGUGACGGCCAGGGGCACCUACAAUGUGGGGUGUGCAGCUGUGUCCCUGGCCACCUGGGUCGGCUCUGUGAGUGCUCUGAGGCUGAGCUAUCCUCCUUGGAUCUGGAAUCUGGGUGCCGAGCCCCCAAUGGCACAGGGCCCCUGUGCAGUGGGAGGGGACGGUGCCAGUGUGGACGCUGCGCCUGCAGUGGACAGAGCUCUGGACGUCUGUGCGAAUGUGAUGAUGCCAGCUGUGAGCGACAUGAGGGAAUCCUCUGUGGAGGCUUUGGCCGCUGCCAAUGUGGAGUGUGUCACUGUCAUGCCAAUCGCACGGGCAGAGCAUGCGAAUGCAGCGGGGACACAGACAACUGUGUCAGUCCCGAGGGAGGGCUGUGCAAUGGGCAUGGAUACUGCAACUGCAACCGCUGCCAGUGCUUGGACGGCUAUUAUGGUGCCCUAUGUGAUCAGUGCUCAGGCUGCAAGACGCCAUGCGAGAGACACAGGGACUGCGCAGAGUGUGGCGCCUUUGGGACUGGUCCUCUGGCCAUGAAUUGCAGCCUGGCGUGUGCCCAUGCCAACGUGACUCUGGCUCUGGCCCCUAUCCUGGAUGAUGGCUGGUGCAAAGAGAGGACCCACGACAACCAGCUCUUCUUCUUCCUGGCAAAGGAUGAAGCCGGAGGCAGGGUCAUGCUGAGAGUGAGACCCCCAGAAAAGGGGUCAGACCACACCCAAAUCAUCGUGCUGAGCUGUGUGGGGGGCAUCGUGGUCAUGGGACUGGGACUAGUCCUGGCUUAUCGGCUCUCAGUGGAAAUCUAUGACCGCCGAGAAUACAGCCGUUUUGAAAAGGAGCAGCAGCAGCUCCAGUGGAAGCAGGACAACAAUCCUCUCUACAAGAGCGCCAUCACGACCACUGUCAACCCCUGCUUUCAAGAGGCAGAGGGCGCCCCUCUCUGA
This is a messenger RNA of Lipotes vexillifer (Yangtze River dolphin), 2343 nucleotides long. It is a transcript of the gene ITGB7, whose product is annotated as integrin subunit beta 7. The transcript is spliced from 15 exons. Gene Ontology annotation, molecular function: integrin binding. The coding region runs from base 1 to 2343 and encodes 780 amino acids. Gene Ontology annotation, cellular component: focal adhesion; integrin complex; cell surface. NCBI's taxonomy places the organism in Eukaryota, Metazoa, Chordata, Mammalia, Artiodactyla, Lipotidae. Gene Ontology annotation, biological process: cell-matrix adhesion; cell-cell adhesion; integrin-mediated signaling pathway. The record is from RefSeq and is a predicted model, not a curated record.